Molecule: messenger RNA, 648 nt
Organism: Budorcas taxicolor (takin)
Lineage: Eukaryota; Metazoa; Chordata; Mammalia; Artiodactyla; Bovidae
Gene: TEX38
Product: testis expressed 38
Exons: 2
Coding region: 1-648 (215 amino acids)
Source: RefSeq, a predicted model, not a curated record
AUGGAUUCCCAAAGGGAGGACCUCAGCCUCCCUGGUGUGUGGGUGUCACUGUACUUUGGAUUCCUGGGGCUGUGUUCUGUGUUAACUGGCAGCUGCAUUCUCUUUCUUCACUGGAGGAAGAACGUGCGGCGGGAAGAGCGUGCCCAGGAGUGGGUGGAGGUGAUGAGAGCAGCCACGUUCACCUACAGCCCGCUGUUGUACUGGAUUAACAAGCGACGGCACUAUGGUAUGAACGCAGCUAUCAACACUGGCCCUCCCCCUGCUGCCACCAAGACUGCGACUGACGCCCAGAAUUCGGAUCGCCCCUGGGAGCUGGAUGUCCCUGAGAGCAGGAGCUGUGCUGCUCAAGACAGCAGCCCCAAGGUGGAGGCCCCCGGCCCCCUGCAUCCUGCAGUGCAGCUGGCACCACAGCAGCCCCUACCUUCUUCCCCAGUGCCGCGGCCCCGGGCCAGCUCCCCACUCCCAAUUCCCAUCUUUCAGGAGGUGCCCUUUGCCCUCUCCCUGUGUAACCUACCCCCGAUGCUGAACCACUCGGUCUCCUACCCUUUGGCCACCUGUCCUCAAAGGACUGUCCACUUCAGCUCCCUCCCCACAAUGGCCCAAGGGGACCACUGCUUGAAUGCCAAGCCCUUUGCUUCAGAACUGUAG